AUGCCUCCGAAUACUCCUAGCAAUGUUUCAAAUGAACAGACUAAAGGUUUGCCAUUCCAACAGUUUCCCGACCUUCCCAAUGAGAUCCAGCGCUUCAUAUACUCUCUCGUCGACGUGCCGCUGGUGUGUCGAGCCUACGUGGCAUUCGCUCCUUACUGGAGUGUUGGCCCAGCCGCCGAUUACCUCAAAAAGCGCACGGUAAACGUGUCUCUUGUGGCCACUACCAGAAGCGAUACGGCCAUCAAUUUUGAUACUCUCGCUAAACUACCUCCGUGUGAUGUUAGUGUUGAAGCAACGGUGAGAACGUGGCCUCACACGACUCGCCGGCUUGACCAGGUCACAGUGAGACUGCUACUGGUGGAUAUGAAUGGGGAGUUUGGUACGCGGUUCCACGGCAACUUCCACGACUUGAAACACCCUCUCAAGUCGCUUAAGCUUUUCAGCGUCUCCCUCAGCACAUCCCAGAUCCCCGCCAGCGUACAACAUCUCCAAUUAAGCUUGUGCUCGCAGUCAUUUAUGAGAAACUUGGACACGUUGGAAAACCUUGAGAAAUUGGUCCUCGACAGUCUCCUCGAUAACCAAAUCACACUACCCCACUCGCUCGUUGAUAUCUCACUCGCCGGUGAGUUUCACGUCGACUGCAACUUGCCUAAGCUUAGAGUGGCUAGAGACUGCGAUAGGUACAACCUUCCCUGGAGUCAAAUGGAAACGGUCACCGACUGCGAUGGUAUCCCUAAGGUGACCAGUUUGGACAAUUUACGAAGCAUCCAUGUCCGCUCACUGGCCGUCCCCGUGUCGUUUCGAGGUAUUUGGUGCCCCAAACUCACCGUGGUGAAAAUCUUUGGUUACCGUGCUGAUUUCCGUAUUAAUGAUGAUGACGCCUCAUCGAUGUUUGAUGAUUCGCAAAUGGCACAAUUGACCGAAUUGAUUGCUCCUGACUUCACCGUAACUAAUUUCACUCCGUUUGAGCUGCUUCAAAACGUCCACGUGAAACUUGUUGAGCCCUUGACAGAUAGACUUGUUUUACCAUCAGCAUUGGAGACGCUUGCAGUUUCAACAGAAGUCCCUGUGACAGGAGUUCCCUCUCAAAUUAAAACCCUCUGUGUCGCUGCCAACCAUAACGACGUUUCCAUUGCUUCUGACAAUUUGCGGAGUGUGACUUUAUCUCAGGCCCAUGACGUCAUCCUCCUGUGUCCUCGACUUACGUGCUUGAAAGUAAGCGAGUUCUCCGGCAGUAUCAAGUUGGAUAUACCUAAGCUUGAAUCUGCCGACAUUGAUGGUGGCAAAUGCGAUGUGGUGUCCGUUUUGAGUCAAAUCAGCGCCGCUUCUUUGAAGAUAAGCUAUUGCUCUUUUCAAAGCUUGAUACUCAAUAACCCUAUGGACCGAUUGGUGUUGAACGGUUGCAAACUCGAUGAACUUACAGUGGAAGCGUGGGAAGUGGAUAUCCGUAUGACAAUCAUCUCUCGGCGUACGAGUAUCACCGCCGACACCGUCAAUAUCCACAUCUACGAUGAAGAAGUACCCGCAAAAUUAAGCUUACGCUGUCGGAAGUUGUCUACGCCUAUCUUGGAUCCCCGGUGCUACCGUGACGUGGAAUCGCUUACUCUCUGGCCCAAAGACCACGCGUCAUCAAAGUUCAUCCCCCAUAACACGUUGACACCAAACGCAUUGGUGGACUGCCAGGCAUUGGAGAAGCUAGAGCUCAAAGAGAUUUCCAUCGCCAGCACCAAGGACGACCCUCUCGUCAUCCCGGCUACCGUCAAAUCGUUGAUUAUCAAGGACAUUAUGGCGGACGAGUUGUGGCUUGAAUUCAGAGACGAAUCCCGACUCGAACACUUCGAAUUGACCUUGUCUGAGUAUGCAGCUAACGACUCGCCUUGUUUUACCAUGGAAACCCUUGGCCUACACCAAAAACCCCCGUCCUUCUACUGUCCUCUCCUCGAGAACUAUCACUAG
This is a messenger RNA of Diutina rugosa, 1956 nucleotides long. RefSeq lists its product as uncharacterized. Bases 1 to 1956 code for a protein of 651 amino acids. The transcript has a single exon. The record is from RefSeq and is a predicted model, not a curated record. NCBI's taxonomy places the organism in Eukaryota, Fungi, Ascomycota, Pichiomycetes, Serinales, Debaryomycetaceae.